AUGGAGAAUCCAGCCCUUAGUGCGGCUGAAGAGGUUCAAAAAUACAGAUCUUCUCUGGAAAUCUGUAUUGAGGGCUUGGUGAAGCAUGUCGUCGAAAAGGCCGACUCACCCUGCUCAUCUGAAAAAGUCGAUGCCAUCACCGAACGGCUGUUCAGUAAAGUCUGGCCUCGAAUCAAAAGAAUUCAAAUCCCUGCCGAACAUGUACCAUUCCUCGCUAACAUGGUCUACAAGUCUCUCAUAGAGAAAUGGAAAGACCCAGAUGUAAUUCUGACAUUCAUGUCAUUAGACCACAGAUACAUUGAUGAGCUCAUUAUUAAGGUCUUCAAAGAGCAUGCCGAACCCCAGAGUGCACCAAGACGCUCCAGUCCUCCAGGUGGAAAGAGUAGUGGAAUAUUUGGUGAACCUGAGCCUGCUGCUCAACCACAGAGACCCAUACCUCCAGGUAGACCAACCAGCAACAUACUUGGGCCUGCAGUCACUGCACCUGCACAAAGUCCAAGCCGAAGCCACCCAAAUAAGCCAAAGGACAAUCUAAGUGUGGGACCUGAACCUGAAUCACCAGUUCCUCAAGCUCCCGAAGCCAAAGCCAGCCAGACUGUGGCGAAAGAAGAAACAGCACCCCCAGUCGAUGCACCAGCCAAGGAAGAGCCAACCGCUGCCGGUGCCGCUGCACUCUCGGCACCCUCGGAGCCUGAACCCAUUCCUUCCUCAUUUCCUGAUGACACUUCCCAGAAGAACUACGAGCCCCACCUGCGACCCAAGCCUCGCUCCCACAACAGGGUCCUCAACCCUCCUGGAGGAAAGUCUAGUGUGGUAUUCUACUGAUCAGCUGAGCGUGCCACCUCUCCCAGUUUGUGUCCAGAAACCUCUUUGUCUGCUCCCUGUUAAUCUUCUCUCAUUCCUACACUGCU
Molecule: messenger RNA, 911 nt
Organism: Oreochromis niloticus (Nile tilapia)
Lineage: Eukaryota; Metazoa; Chordata; Actinopteri; Cichliformes; Cichlidae
Product: jupiter microtubule associated homolog 2-like
Exons: 5
Coding region: 1-825 (274 amino acids)
Cellular component (GO): nucleus
Source: RefSeq, a predicted model, not a curated record